Cryptomeria japonica (Japanese cedar) is the source of this 1773-nucleotide messenger RNA. RefSeq lists its product as uncharacterized. The transcript has 7 exons. Gene Ontology annotation, biological process: pentose-phosphate shunt; carbohydrate metabolic process. NCBI's taxonomy places the organism in Eukaryota, Viridiplantae, Streptophyta, Pinopsida, Cupressales, Cupressaceae. The record is from RefSeq and is a predicted model, not a curated record. Gene Ontology annotation, cellular component: intracellular anatomical structure; cytoplasm. The coding region runs from base 147 to 1472 and encodes 441 amino acids. Gene Ontology annotation, molecular function: transaldolase activity.
UGAUGACAGCAAAUUCUGCAAAUUGUUUGACUACCUCUGUUCCCCGCAUCCUAUAAAAUUUCACAACCAUUGUCAUUUUGCUGCUAGACAAACCUGUCUUUCUACUAUUGAAGUUGCCAGGUUUCGACCCUCUAACGUGCGUAGCCAUGGCUGCCAUUGCUCACUCGAAGAACGCGAAUAUUUCUUCUUGUAUGCUAAAUAGUCUGCAGGCAAACAGAUCGGGGUUUUCCUGUGGUGGAGUUGUUGCAAGCUUUAAGGGCAAAUCUUCAUCUAUUUCGUUGCUUUGUAAUGGCAAUCGCAUCAACACAGAUGGCCUGGGCGGAAACGUUUUAAGGAUAAGGUGUGCACUUGCAGAACGAGGGCCUAAAGUGGAAAAGAAAACACUUCUGCAUGAGCUCUAUGAACAGCAGGGACAGAGUCCUUGGUAUGACAACCUCAGGCGACCUGUUAGUGAUUUGAAGCCAUUGAUUGAAAGCGGAGUCCGAGGCAUUACAAGCAAUCCAACGAUUUUUGAAAGAGCAAUAAUAUCUUCAGAUGCUUAUGAUGCCCAGUUCAGGCAGCUUAUUAAGGAGGGAAAAGAGAUUGAGGACACGUACUGGGAACUUGUCAUUAAAGAUAUUCAAGAUGCAUGUGAACUGUUUGAGCCCAUUUAUAAUGAAACAGGAGGAGCAGAUGGUUAUGUCUCUGUUGAAGUUUCUCCCAGGCUUGCUCUUGAGACAGAACAAACAAUUGAAGCUGCUAAAUGGUUGCACAAAAGAGUCAAUCGCCGUAAUGUCUACAUAAAGAUUCCAGCAACAGCAGAAUGCAUUCCUUCCAUCAAGAAAGUUAUUUCUCUUGGUAUCAGUGUUAAUGUUACCCUAAUAUUCUCACUUCCACGGUAUGAAGCUGUGAUUGAUGCAUAUAUAGAAGGUUUAGAAUCAUGUGAAGCUGAGGAUCUUUCAAAAGUUACAAGUGUUGCUUCCUUCUUUGUAAGUCGUGUCGACACACUUAUAGACAAAAAGCUUGAAAAAAUUGGAACCGAGUCUGCACUCCUACUUCGAGGAAAGGCUGCCACAGCACAAGCUGCUCUUGCUUACAAACUAUAUCAGGAAAAGUUCUCUGGUCCUCGAUGGGAGGCUCUUGAAAAGAGAGGAGCUAGAAAGCAAAGAGUUUUGUGGGCCUCAACAAGUGUGAAAAAUCCAGCAUAUCCAGAUACACUCUAUGUGAAUCCUCUGAUUGGCCCUGACAGUGUCACAACAAUGCCAGAUCAAGCACUCCAGGCAUUUCUGGACCAUGGGACCGUUUCUAGAACUAUUGAUGCAAAUUUUGAGGGGGCAGAGGAAGUUUAUAAUGCAAUAGAAAAUCUUGGAAUUGACUGGAAUGAAGUGGGUUCCUUGCUGGAAUUGGAAGGUGUGGAGUCUUUCAAGAAGAGCUUUGAUAGCCUUCUUGUUAGUCUUGGUGAAAAAGCAAAUUUGCUUAAAAUAAGUAGUUAAUAACUUAAUAGGGUAGGGUUUUAUUGAUAUUAUCCUGUAUGUAAUAAAGCAUUGUCAGAUGGUAGAUGCACAAAUGACUAAAAUGAUGUAUAUUGCAGAAGGCUGAAAUUGUGGUUCCCUCAAGUACCUGGAGCCCUCUUAUUAGCUCAUAAAAUAAAUAAGUAUGAGGAGCAGUAAAACAUAUUAUGAAUUCUAGUCCGGUUAUCAGAUAUCCAGGUUUCCUGAGGAAGGAAUAGAUGUCUAAGGAAUAGACAGAUUUGUGAAUAUUAUGUUGCGCAAUCUAUUUGAUUUUGAUUUUUGA